AGAGGAGAGGUGCAGUGCUUAUUAGCCUUCCACAGAGCCGCGGAAUACAGACACUUUAUUGAUUUAAGUUAAUUCAUUCUUGCCUUAUGUUAAUAUGAACAUGAACCGUAGCCUUUGGAGUCCAUCAGCGGAACAAUUCAACGGGCAUCGGAGUUGAAAUCGCGACGAAAGGUUUCCGAGCAAGGGGAUGAAGAGAACAGCUGGAAGUGAACGGUGAUUUCUCUUCUCCGGCGUAUAUUAAAUUUCUGCACCUGCUAUGAAAGGAAUGAAAGGAAUAUCGCCUUAAACACAACCGGGGCUUUUCAGAAUAUAUCAAGAAGAAAACUAUCCAUUUCGAUUGUAAACGCCAAAGACUAUUCGCUGGAUUUAUGGACAUUAAUACGAAUCUGAGUUUAUUUCAUUGGCAAAGCACUUAUUUACCGGAUUCGUGUCAGCUGUGGUAUAUAAUAAGCUAUUUGUACUGAAGUCUGCAGUUGCCUACUAAGCCUUACUCGGAGAUUAUUCCAGUAAGCAAACGUGUAAAAAACCCUGAGCGACUGAAUCAUUUACGGUAGUCAAAACGAAGUUAACGGAGUGCAAUUGGCACACGGCAUUUUCCUUUUUUUUUUCUUUUUUUUUUUUUUUUUUUUUCUUGGGAACAGCUCCGCACUUUGAUCCGCAGUCGUCUCUAAAACAGAUCGGAUUAAUAAUAAUAAUAAUAAUAAUAAUAAAAGGAAAUCUGGAAGUCCUUCUUUUAAUUGAAAACAAAGGGGAAAGUGCCCAACGAACCUGCAGAAGAGGCUUUUUUUGGAUGACUUUUACCAUUUUUACGCGCGGGACGUAAAACGUAGAUAAAAGGAAAUAAACUUUUAUAAUAAGUCGAAUCUACCAGGGAUUAUACAUUUUCCAUUUUACCCGAGAACAGAAUGAGAUAUUUUUGAUUUUUGUCUUAUUCUUUCCCUCAUUCUGUUCGCUCGGCCGCUGCGCACGUUCCCCCAGUCCCGUCGGCAAGAACCUGCAUGGAAAUCUAGUCAGCACCACAGAGCAAUUUAUGGUUGGCCUUGGAAAACCAGGGGCUGUAGAAUCUUACCUGCGUCUUCGCAGUCAUGCUGGCCUGCUUGCAGAGGAGGCAGAAUCCUGCACCCCAGCACGCCACGGCUGCUUGCAGCAGCAACAAGAGUCUUGAGCCAACGCAACACAUCAACCGCAAAUGUGAACUGACUGUCCCCAUGUCUACCCCGCGCUACCCCAGCGCAGCAGAGCUGGAUGCCUAUGCGCAGAAGAUGGCCAACAACCCACUAUCCAUCAAGAUUUUCCCCACGAACAUCAGGGUCCCACAACACAAGCAUCUUAACCGGACUGUGAACGGAUAUGACACCACUGGACAGCGGUACAGCCCCUACCCCCACCUCCACACUGGAGGCUACCAGGGUCUGCUAGCAAUUGUCAAAGUCUCAUCAUCCUCAUCUUCUUCAUCCUCAUCAUCUUUUGUACCCUCAAAGGGCGUUCUCAAAAAUUCAGAGGGCAGGAGGACUAAGUUGUCUCCGGCGCAGAUAGCAGUGGCUCCUUAUCCGCCUCCAAACAGCAGCACUUUAGGUCAUUGCCAUGGACAGAUCAUGUACCACGCAGGACCUCCCAAACCCCCAGAGGCCACCACUCUAUCAGUUCCUCCCAAUGUCACUGUGGCUGGCUCCGUGAUCCCUGUGGCUGGGGGCCGGGGGCUGAAUGUCCCUCCUCAGUCAAACCUUCCCUCCAUCCAGAGCAUAAUUUAUCAGAUCAACCAGCACUGCCAAGCCCAGGCUCUGCAGCAGGUGUGUCAAAAUGGAACGUCUAUGGGACCCCUGAACCCCAGCCCAUGCAAACAAGGGACCACCAACUCCUCAGGAGGGACUUAUGUCAAUAGUGUGGCUCCACAAGGAAACAUGGCCUAUUCAGGGACGGUGCUACCAGGGCAGAAUGGGGAGGUGAUAAAGGCUGGAGUGUAUCCUGAAAGUAUGGACUACCUGCUGUGGCAGAAGCAACAACAGCAGCAGGCGGUGUUGAGGAUGUACAGCGGAGGAAGUGGAGGAGGAGGAGCUGUCAGCAAGUCACCCGAAACAUGUGCCCCAGGCACAUCCAUCAUGCUGGGUGGGGCGCAGGUGUCUUACUCUAGAGGUUAUCCAAUGACGGCCAGUAUGAGUGGCGGGGGUGGGCUUGACAAGGUCAGCUCCUCCCCUUUGAACUGUGUGGGGAUGCAUGGGAACUUUUCCGUUGGGCAGUAUUUCGCCCCUCCUUGGAACAGUGUUCUGGUUACACCAGACAGUGACUGCUACAACCCUCAAGAGUUGCCAGGAGCUACCACCACGGCUGGACCGGCGACAGGGCACAGAGAGCUGGGUUUCCCCCACCAUCACCAACACCCUCAUCAUCAUCACCACCACCAUCAUCAUCAUCACCCUGCCAUAGAUAGCACGGGUGGUUUGUGCUGCAGUUUGCCCAGUAAAAGCCUGUGUAAUACGUCAGUGUUGAGCAGCAGUCUGCAAUCAUUGGAAUACCUGAUCAAUGACAUCCAUCCUCCCUGCAUCAAGGAGCAGAUGUUGGGGAAGGGAUAUGAGACUGUGUCUGUGCCGAGACUGUUGGACCACCAGCAUGCACACAUCCGCCUCCCUGUUUACAGAUAAGAAGAGGUGUACUGGGUGGCAGUGGGUCAAGCUGACCAAUAUGAAGACCUACUGGGAAAUCUUUAAUCAAAAGCUGCAAAUGUUGCCAUUGCGGAUUGCCUAGAUUCGCUGUGGAAUUUUCAUGAUACUGCUUUAAGCAGAUGGAGAAAAUCUGGAUAUAAAUACAGAAUGAAUGCUGGAAAGCUAAUUGGUGCCUCUCGGCUUAGAGCUGGGAGAGAAUGGCUGGCUGGGAAAUGGAAUGUUGCAAGAUCCGAAAUGCGGAUUCUGUGGUUCUUUUUUGUUUUUGCGAAGAGGGAUUUUUGGUUGUUUUCCUGUUGUUUCUUUUUGUGAUUUUUUAUUUUUUUUCUUCUUCUUUUAAUUAUUUUAUGAGACUAAUAAUAAUAUUUUUUUUUGGUGAGAGUCAAUGGUUGAAAUGAAGUAAAAUAUGGCCUCCUCUCCUCCCGACAUAUUGAGUAACUCAUUGUGAUUAACUUGAUGAAGAUGAUGGUCUUAAAAUUACAAUAUCUAUAAAAGUAUAUGGCUGAACCUGUACUCACAAAACACUGUAAGAGGUAAAGGUAUUCACACAUUGCAGAAUUGCAAAGAUCAAAAAGCAACAAGAUCAGUGCUUUUAGGUGAAGUUAAUGGAUAUUUAAUUGAAUAAAAAAAUAAAAAUAAAAAAAGCUUAGCGGUAAUAAUUAGGGAUUAUCAUAGAAAGAGCACUGCUUGGGGUGUGAAAUUUUAAAGUGAAAGUACUGGGAGGUUGGAAAUUAGAAGUAUGAAUAUAAUGUAUUUAAAGAACUUGAAGACUUGAACCUAUUUUUGUUUUAUAUAUUUGUAGUAUAUAAUAUGCAUUGGCUGCUAAGGGAAUAAGAGUGUAAAAUGCUUAGGGUUUUUUUAUGUUUCAUUUUGUUUUGAUUUUAUUCUCCUUUGGCUGCAGUAAAGUUUCAGCUGUUCUCAUGGUUUAACUACUAUUGAGAGCCAAACAACAGAAUCGGCUCAUUUAUUUACCUACACUGGAAUCCACCCUCUCCAAAUACACAAUUUUAAUGGUUACAAAAAAGUUGCUCUAAAAUGAGACUGCCCUCAUUACCAAGUUUGGGCCUAUCUGCCUUUUUGGUGUGUCUUUAGAUGGAACAUCUUCUAACUUAAAUCUGAUUUCAAAUUCUGGAAAUGAGCUGUCUGUUGUCUUUAGAGCUGAAGCUUUUAAUUGGUUUGGGAACAAAUGACUCCUCCCUCAUUGCUUUGAAUCAGAGCGGUGUGAAAGCUAUUGCUUAUAGUAUUGUCGCACUCAAGUAAGCAAAGACCUGAGGGGAGCUGACCUAUCAAUGGUGUCACUUGACCAUUCCUCUUUUUGAAUAGAUAAAAACAAUCAUUGUGUGGUGCCUCUCUCAUCUAGAGGUGGAAGGAGAGAGGGUGAGAUGUUUCUCUCAGCUCUGUGCUAGCGGUUUAAGCAGGGUUGAGGCCGCUCAUAAGCUUUGUCUCGACACUGAAAUAUUUAUUCCGACUGUGACUUUCCUGUGAAUGUACUGCACUUAGUUUACUGAGAAGACUAAUGCCUUGUGGGAUAGAGAGGCGGGAAAUAAAGAAAAACUGGAUGGCACAGCAGUUCCCGGCGUUAAAUUAGCAUUUCUUUUGUCAGUCAAAUUUCAGCUGUAAAUUGAAUUUAGAAACUCGAGCAAGGCGACAGAGGGGUUUCUGUUGGAGGCAAAAGCUGGCUACAGUCUAGAUUUAUGAAGUGCAAUUAUUAUGACUGUAUUAACAAUUUUGUUUUCUCUGAGCUUACACCAAAAAAAUGUAAACUACAGCUGUGUCUACAUUCCCAAUGUACCACAUACUCAUUCCCUUCUUGUUUUGAGGUGCGAAAUAAACUGAUUUCAAGAAUUUAUUGAAAAACCCA
Molecule: messenger RNA, 4518 nt
Organism: Myxocyprinus asiaticus (Chinese sucker)
Lineage: Eukaryota; Metazoa; Chordata; Actinopteri; Cypriniformes; Catostomidae
Product: protein FAM222A-like
Exons: 3
Coding region: 1086-2639 (517 amino acids)
Source: RefSeq, a predicted model, not a curated record